AUGGGUUUGAAGGGCUUGAAAGAAGCAAGGCCUGAGACCGAUAUGGUCCCCACCUUUAUCGGUCUCAGGGGUAUCAAGUUGAACUGGGCUAUUGGCUUUGCCGCCUCGGCCGGUUUCCUCCUCUUCGGUUAUGAUCAGGGUGUACUUGGUUCGCUCUAUACUUUGCCAUCCUGGGUCGCUCAGUUCCCUGAGAUUGACACAACCCAAGGCGCAGACGCCACUUCUAAUGCCGCCACCUUGCAAGGUCUCGUUACCGGUGUUUACGAGCUUGGUUGUUUUCUCGGUGCCAUCUCGAUGCUUUACCUUGGUAACUUGCUCGGUCGUAGGGCCAACAUCUGGAUCGGUUCCAUCAUCAUGGCGAUCGGUACUAUUGGGUGCACUGCUUCCUACAGCUUGGCUCAGCUUUUCGUUUUCCGUGUUGUUCUUGGCAUCGGCAAUGGUAUGCACACAGCCACCAUCCCUGUCUGGCAGAGUGAAUGCUCGCCUCCCCACAAGCGAGGUAUGCUUAUCAUGGUAGAAGGUGCCAUGAUUACUGGCGGUAUCGCCAUGGCCUACUGGAUCGACCUUGGAUGCUUCUUUCUCGACCCUAGCUCGGCUGCUUGGCGAGUGCCUAUCGUACUCCAGAUGUUCCUCAUCCUCCCCACUUUUGUCACCAUCUACCUUCCCGAAUCCCCACGCUGGCUCAUGCUCAAAGGCCGUGUCGAUGACGCUCGAAACGUUGUUGCCGCCCUCGACAAUGUGCCCCUUGACGACCCCUUUGUCGGCAAGAAGCUCCGCGAGAUUGAGGCUUCUCUCGUCGCUGCCAAGACCACCAGGAUCUCCGACCUCUUCACCAACGGCCCCGAGCGUAACUUGCACCGUACCCUCCUCGGUUUCGUCUCGCAGAUGUUCCAGCAGAUCUCCGGUAUCAACCUCAUCACCUACUACAUUGGCAAGACUCUUCAGGAGAACCUCGGCUUCUCGGACAUCAACUCUCGUAUCCUCGCCGCUGCCAACGGUACCGAGUACUUUAUUGCCUCCUGGGCCGCCGUCUUUUUCAUUGAGAAGAUGGGUCGUCGUCCUCUCAUGCUUGGUGGUGCUGCCGGUCAGUGCAUCUGCAUGAUUGUCCUCGCCAUCAUGGACGUUGCCUCGAUCAAGAACGCAAGUACCGCUCCCGCCGUCGUCUCGGUCGUCUUUUACUUCCUCUUCAACACCUCUUUCGCCUGGGGUUGGCUUGGAAUGACCUGGUUGUACCCCGCCGAGAUCACUCCACUCGCGAUCAGGGCCCAGGCCAACGGUAUCUCGACGUCAGCCAACUGGAUCUUUAAUUUCCUUGUGGUGAUGGUGACGCCGAUAAUGUUUGAAUCGAUCGGCUUUCGCACCUAUGUCGUUUUUGCCGUACUCAACUUUGCAAUCCUGCUGACCACCUUCUUCAUCUUCCCAGAGACAGCCGGCCGCUCGCUUGAGGAGAUGUCGGCCAUCUUUGCUCACUCCAGCAAGAUCAAUCCCUAUGACGUUGUCAGAAAGGAGAAGAUCACCCCCCGCCGCUAUGACAAGCAGGGUCACCUCAUCAAUGAGGACCUCGACAUUGUUUCCGACAACAAUGACAUCGAGAAGAGCCUUGGUGGCCGCAAGAGCGGCGACCACGCCAACCUUGGGACGCCUACUUCUGAAGGUGCCAACUCGGACGAGCACACUCCUCCCCCUUGA
Ustilago hordei is the source of this 1689-nucleotide messenger RNA. Its product is annotated as putative sugar transporter. The record is from RefSeq and is a predicted model, not a curated record. The transcript has a single exon. Gene Ontology annotation, molecular function: carbohydrate:proton symporter activity. Gene Ontology annotation, biological process: carbohydrate transport; transmembrane transport. NCBI's taxonomy places the organism in Eukaryota, Fungi, Basidiomycota, Ustilaginomycetes, Ustilaginales, Ustilaginaceae. The coding region runs from base 1 to 1689 and encodes 562 amino acids. Gene Ontology annotation, cellular component: membrane.